UCGUCUUCUACUUCCAUCUUCUCAGCUUUUUUUCUUGCUUAAGGCGGCAUUGCUCGCGCCCACAUUUAUCUAUAUCUCUUGUUUCGACCAGCGACCCCUUCCCCUCUCCUACCUUCUUGAAUACCUGCCUAAUGACCUCUCAAAAGAAGGUUUUCCAGCCCUAUGUCGACGACCGCUCCAUGAACGUGAAUGCUGUCAAGAUUGUGAACCUCCCGAAUCAUGUUAACCGCCGUGAAAUCAUUGCCUUGUUCAACAAGCUCAUCGGCGAUGUUCGAAGUACCUCGGAGUUUCGCGACGCUAUUGGUACGCAUAUGGAAAUCGUUUUUUCGUCUCGAGACGCAGCCAAGAAAGCUUUAUGCAUGUCUGGAUAUACCAUCGGUGGUUGUUCAUUAGUUGUGACGCCCGUAGAAAGUGUCGAAGAUCGCGUACCAAAGCGACCUGAUGAACGUCGAAAUCUUUACGUUCUAGGAAUCCCAUUCGAUCUGACUAAGAACGAGUUUGCUGCCGUAUUUUCUCGUUACGGGACGGUUACUCAUUGCGUUGUCCUUGCCACGGUGGAUAAUGUGUCGCGCCGCAGAGGGUUCGUGGUUAUGUCCACUCAUGAAGAGGCGAAGCGUGCAAUGAUGGCAUUGACGCGUACUCAAAUCAAGGGCCACACCAUUGACAUAUCAUGGUCGAUUGUUCAACGCUCACAAGGCUUUCUUGAUGGUGGCGAUCGCACCAAUGUAUUCGACCCCUACGGCAAUUUCUCCUCUGACAACCCUCAAGACGAUACGUCCAAUCCAAUCUCUCCAGACAUUCAUUCUACGCCAUCGGAAACUUCUUUUACUCUGGUAUUCAUUCCCUCAACCACCCUCUUGGUUACCAACCUUCCUUUCAUUCUAUUCUCUCAAACCUCGGACUUGGAGCCGCUCUUAUGCCCUUUCGGAGAGAUAAAGAAACUCGAAAUGAUUAGUUUGCCCUCUCCACAAGAGACCACUUCUGUCUUGGCGGAAUAUACCGACAUCUCAAGCGCCCAAGAGGCAAAAGAAUCUCUUCAAGGACAGUGCUAUGUCAAUUACAGGAUCAAUGCCGAAUACGCUUCUCUUACUGCUGCGAUGACUCAACUUAACGCUACACCUGGAUUUAAUAUCAAUGACUACGAUGGAAAAUACCAUUGCCGCGACCAUGUUGGCUUUGCCCAACGAGCUUGCUCUACUGCACCGGAUCCCUUUCGUUGUUUCCACAGUGUUCUUGGGGGACAAACUGCGCCUGCUAAGCGACCGCUACAAGACAUCAGUAAUUCUUCCUAUCAUAUUUCUCAAGCCCUUCAAUAUGCGACACCUCACACGAUCCCCACCUUUCCUACCAAAAGGCCGAUCUCACGCACGGGUUCGGCUAGCUCAAAAUGGAGCGUCGAAUCUUCCCGGUGCCCUUCUCGUAAUCAUAACCAGAAUCAGCUUUGUUCACAUUCAAAUCAAUCGCAUCUCAAGUAUGGUCAGACCAAGGGACGUGCGUGUGCGACCCACAAUUAAGUCGCUCGGUUCUGUGGCCGCUGCAUUCUGAUCACCAUCGAUCUUUGCAUUGCUUUCCUCUCAUUUUUCGUCUUCAAGCAUCAUCAACACUGCAACUGCCCUCUUUUGCUCGGCUUUUCCUCUUGCACUUCACUCUUUAUCAUGCCGAGCUUAUGUUUUCUUCCACACUGUUUCUAUACAUCCCUUUCCACGGUCGCUUCCCCUAGAUAGUGUAAGCUUACACUCGGUCAAAGACUUGUCGCUCAAGAAUACAGUGAUCCGCCCACGGAUCCCUCCCAUUCCAUGCAUUUUGUACAGUAGGUCACAGGUUUACAUGCAUAUUAUAA
Messenger RNA from Marasmius oreades (fairy-ring Marasmius), 1840 nucleotides. RefSeq lists its product as uncharacterized. The coding region runs from base 132 to 1514 and encodes 460 amino acids. Gene Ontology annotation, molecular function: poly(U) RNA binding; mRNA 3'-UTR binding; poly(A) binding. The record is from RefSeq and is a predicted model, not a curated record. NCBI's taxonomy places the organism in Eukaryota, Fungi, Basidiomycota, Agaricomycetes, Agaricales, Marasmiaceae. The transcript is spliced from 8 exons. Gene Ontology annotation, cellular component: ribonucleoprotein complex; cytosol; nucleus.